Sinocyclocheilus rhinocerous is the source of this 1608-nucleotide messenger RNA. RefSeq names its product ras association domain-containing protein 8-like. The record is from RefSeq and is a predicted model, not a curated record. Bases 190 to 1425 code for a protein of 411 amino acids. NCBI's taxonomy places the organism in Eukaryota, Metazoa, Chordata, Actinopteri, Cypriniformes, Cyprinidae. The transcript is spliced from 6 exons. Gene Ontology annotation, biological process: signal transduction.
AUUGGUCAACUGGCGUCGACGUCACUCGCGCGUCGCGUUCACUCUCAGCAUAGGCUGGUUGUGGCGUCGUGUCGCUUGUUUAUACGGACAAAAUAGCAUGCGAAAAAGUGCGAAGAAAUGCAGCGCUUUAGUGAAUCCAGACGUUACCAUGCAUUGCUGAUGUAAGCUGAUCUGUGUUCAUUGUCUCUGAUGGAGCUGAAAGUUUGGGUGGAUGGAGUUGUACGAGUGGUUUGCGGCCUGUCAGAAGAGACAUCAUGUCAGGAUGUAGUCAUUGCACUCGCCCAAGCCAUUGGCCAGACGGGUCGUUACGUUCUCAUUCAGAGACUGAGGGACACCGAGCGCCAACUUCUGGCCAAUGAGUGCCCACUGGAGUCCCUGGCCAAACUGGGCCAACACAGCAGCGAGGUGCAGUUCUUCCUGCGGCGGACCGGUCCCAGUAGCAGUGAAGAGCAAAGUCUGCACAACCGCACCCUCCCUCACUCCAAGCCUUCCACAUCAGAACCCAAACGGGGAUUGCCAAAGAAAUCUUAUACCUUCAACUUGGGCCCCUCCAGUUCUCCCCGUGUGAAAACUAAGGACUCUCGUACAACACCUUCUCCUGAACAGAGGGCGUCCCCAGUUCCACACGCGCAGUACCUUCCGGGGCCAUCUAAAGAGGAGGUGCUCCGGCAUGUUCUCCAGCAGCGGGAGCAGCUACAUGCCCUCGAGUCCCAGCUGUUGGCAGUCGACAAGGAAUGCGAGACUUGGGAACAGUCGUCUGCUGAGGAGUCAUCCCUGCAGGCAGAGAUGGAAGUUUUGGAGAAGACCCUGUGGAAGAACCAGCAGGAGUUGGUGGAUGAGGAGUUCUGGGAGGAGGAACUAAGGAUAGAGACCGAAAGGGAGCGUGGGAUGAAGCGCCGGUUAGGAGAGCUGCAUGCUAAACUGGAUGAUUGUGGGCAAAAGUUGCACAAAUUCAACACUCGCGCCAUGCAGCUUGAGGAAGACAUUCGGAGAGAAAUGCUACAGGCGGACAUCUUGCCCACCCAGUCCGAUUCAAAAGACUCUUUGGGGGUAGUCGAGGCAGAUCUUCAAAGUCGACAAAAGCAGGGGGAGGAAUUGGAGGCGGAGCUUUUAGAGCUUGAGAAGGCUUUGGGGAGGGCGGAGACUCUGCUGAAGGCUAAGCAGGAGGAAGUGGAGGAGUUGAAUAAGGAGCUGAGACAGUGUAAUUUACAACAGUUUAUCCAGCAGGCUGGAGCCCUGCCUACUCAUACUCACCCAGAACAACUGGACCUGACUCAACAACAGCAGGACAAACACAAAGACAGUGAUUCGCCCCCACGUCCCACUGCCAAGCAGUUCCUGGGUCACCCGCGCAACCUGCAGCACCCCCUGGUGUCCAGCCUGAACCCUGAGGUCCUGACAUCCAGAGAAUCGUCUUGGCGGUAAUAAAGCUGAAGCACAGGGCUAAGGAUUUAUAAUGACUUGCUUAUAUUCAACUCCGCUGUCUUAACUGUCGUCUGUAUAACCAUUUAUGUUAUAUAUUCACUGUAUAUAUGAAUUAUAUAUUUACUACUUUUUUGGUACAUUUCAAAACAUGUAUUUACUGUAAAAUAUUACCAGAUUUUAUCU